AUGGGGAAAGCUGAGAUAUGGUUAAUCAGAACAUACUGGGAUUUUGAAUUUCCACGCCCCUUCUUGCCCAACUUUGAGUUCGUUGGAGGACUUCACUGUCAACCUGCAAAGCCGUUACCAAAGGAAAUGGAAGAAUUUGUUCAGAGCUCAGGGGAACAUGGAAUCGUGGUAUUCUCUCUGGGGUCGAUGGUCUACAACCUAAGUGAUGAGAAAAGUAAUAUGAUUGCCAAAGGCCUCAGCCAAAUUCCACAAAAGGUCCUUUGGCGGUACAAAGGGAAAAAACCAGAGGCUCUGGGCUCCAACACCAGGAUUUAUGACUGGUUACCCCAAAAUGACCUGCUUG
Molecule: messenger RNA, 343 nt
Organism: Apaloderma vittatum (bar-tailed trogon)
Lineage: Eukaryota; Metazoa; Chordata; Aves; Trogoniformes; Trogonidae
Product: UDP-glucuronosyltransferase 2A1-like
Exons: 3
Molecular function (GO): UDP-glycosyltransferase activity
Source: RefSeq, a predicted model, not a curated record